Molecule: messenger RNA, 3130 nt
Organism: Rhea pennata
Lineage: Eukaryota; Metazoa; Chordata; Aves; Rheiformes; Rheidae
Gene: DLG1
Product: discs large MAGUK scaffold protein 1
Exons: 26
Coding region: 22-2880 (952 amino acids)
Biological process (GO): receptor clustering; establishment or maintenance of epithelial cell apical/basal polarity; chemical synaptic transmission
Cellular component (GO): basolateral plasma membrane; neuromuscular junction; postsynaptic density membrane
Molecular function (GO): kinase binding
Source: RefSeq, a predicted model, not a curated record
CGUUGGCGCGGCGGCGGCGCCAUGCCCGUCAGGAAGCAAGACACGCAGCGCGCCCUGCGCCUCCUGGAGGAGUACCGCUCCAAGCUGAGCCAGGCGGAGGACCGGCAGCUGCGGAGCUCCAUCGAGCGCGUCAUUAGCAUCUUCCAAAGCAGCCUCUUCCAGGCGCUCAUAGAUAUUCAAGAAUUUUAUGAAGUGACCUUACUGCACAAUCCAAAAUGUAUUGAUCACUCUCAGCCCUCUGAACCAAUACAGCCUGUGAAUACUUGGGAUUUUUCCAGCCUUCCAAGCACUACAGUGACAUCAGAAACACUGCCAAGCAGCCUUAGCCCAAGUGUAGAGAAAUACCGCUAUCAAGAUGAAGAUACACCUCCACAGGAGCACAGCUCUCCACACAUUACCAAUGAGGUGACGGGUCCGGAGCUGGUUCACGUGUCAGAGAAGAACCUGUCACAGAUUGAGAAUGUACAUGGAUUUGUUUCUCAUUCUCAUAUUUCGCCAGUGAAGCCCACAGAAGCUGUUCCUUCCUCUUCUCCCAUUGUCCCUGUGAUCCCUGUCCCUCCAGUCCCUGCUGAGACCACUGUCAUCCCAUCCACCAUACCACAGGCAAAUCCCCCUCCAGUACUGGUGAAUACAGAUUCUUUGGAGACUCCAACAUAUGUCAAUGGCACAGAUGCAGAUUAUGAGUAUGAAGAAAUUACUCUUGAAAGGGGGAAUUCAGGACUUGGCUUUAGCAUUGCAGGUGGGACGGACAACCCACAUAUUGGGGAUGAUUCAAGUAUUUUCAUUACAAAAAUUAUAGCUGGAGGUGCAGCUGCACAGGAUGGAAGAUUACGGGUUAACGAUUGUAUUCUACGAGUAAAUGAGGUGGAUGUUCGUGAUGUGACACACAGCAAAGCAGUUGAAGCACUGAAAGAAGCAGGAUCAAUUGUACGGUUAUAUGUCAAAAGAAGAAAGCCAGUCACAGAAAAAAUAAUGGAGAUAAAACUUGUAAAAGGCCCUAAAGGUCUUGGUUUCAGUAUUGCUGGUGGCGUAGGAAAUCAGCAUAUACCUGGAGACAACAGCAUCUAUGUAACCAAAAUCAUAGAAGGAGGAGCGGCUCAUAAAGAUGGCAAGCUUCAGAUUGGAGACAAACUUUUAGCUGUGAACAGUGUUUGCUUAGAAGAAGUUACUCAUGAAGAAGCAGUGACUGCCUUAAAAAAUACCUCUGACUUUGUUUAUCUGAAAGUUGCAAAGCCCACCAGCGUGUUCAUGAAUGACAGUUAUGCCCCACCAGACAUCACAAACUCAUAUUCUCAGCCAGUGGACAACCAUAUCACUCCACCUGCUUACCUGGGACAGUCCCUGCCCCCAGCAUCGCCAGGACGCUAUUCACCAGUUCCCAAGGGAAUGCUUGGAGACGAUGAGAUUACCAGGGAGCCUAGAAAAGUUGUUUUGCAUCGAGGAUCAACAGGUCUUGGUUUCAACAUUGUUGGAGGAGAAGAUGGAGAGGGAAUUUUCAUCUCUUUCAUCCUUGCAGGAGGGCCUGCUGACCUGAGUGGAGAGCUUAGAAAAGGAGAUCGAAUAAUUUCAGUAAAUGGAGUAGACCUCAAAGCAGCAACCCAUGAACAAGCAGCGGCAGCCUUGAAGAAUGCAGGCCAAGCAGUAACUAUUGUUGCUCAGUACCGUCCAGAAGAAUACAGUCGUUUUGAAGCUAAAAUACAUGAUCUACGAGAACAGAUGAUGAACAGUAGUAUUAGUUCAGGAUCAGGAUCUUUGCGAACCAACCAGAAGAGAUCCCUAUAUGUCAGAGCUCUCUUUGAUUAUGAUAAAACUAAAGACAGCGGCCUCCCAAGUCAGGGACUGAACUUUAAAUUUGGCGACAUUCUGCAUGUCAUUAAUGCUUCUGAUGAUGAAUGGUGGCAGGCGCGGCAGGUAACUCCAGAUGGCGAAAGUGAUGAAAUUGGAGUUAUCCCAAGCAAACGCAGAGUUGAGAAAAAAGAACGAGCUCGUUUAAAGACAGUGAAAUUCAAUUCCAAGACAAGAGGAGAUAAAGGGACAUCCUUUGUUUUGCCCCUCCUUCUCUUCUUCAGCAGUCAUUCAAUGACAAGCGUAAAAAGAACCUCUUUUCCCGAAAAUUUCCCUUCUACAAGAACAAGGACCAGAGUGAGCAGGAAACCAGUGAUAUUGACCGAGGUCCCUGACGACAUGGGAUCAAAAGGCCUGAAGCAUGUAACCUCUAAUGCCAGCGAUAGUGAAAGUAGUUACCGCGGCCAAGAGGAAUAUGUCUUGUCAUAUGAACCAGUCAAUCAACAAGAAGUCAGCUAUACUCGACCUGUGAUUGUUUUGGGACCCAUGAAAGACAGGAUAAAUGAUGAUCUGAUCUCAGAAUUUCCAGACAAAUUUGGCUCAUGUGUUCCACAUACUACUAGACCAAAACGAGAUUAUGAGGUGGAUGGACGUGAUUACCAUUUUGUCACUUCUCGAGAGCAAAUGGAGAAGGAUAUUCAGGAUCACAAAUUCAUUGAAGCUGGCCAGUACAAUAAUCAUCUUUAUGGAACAAGUGUCCAAUCAGUGCGAGAAGUAGCAGAAAAGGGUAAACAUUGCAUUCUUGAUGUUUCUGGUAAUGCUAUCAAAAGGUUGCAAAUUGCCCAGCUGUACCCAAUCUCCAUUUUUAUUAAACCCAAAACAGUGGAAAACAUCAUGGAGAUGAAUAAACGUUUAACGGAAGAGCAAGCCAGGAAGACAUUUGAGAGAGCCAUGAAACUGGAACAAGAAUUUACUGAACACUUCACAGCUAUUGUCCAAGGAGACACACUGGAAGAAAUCUACAACCAAGUGAAACAGAUCAUAGAGGAACAGUCUGGGCCUUACAUCUGGGUUCCAGCAAAGGAAAAAUUAUGAAAACAGAUCUUUAUUUUUCAUUUUCUAACUGACAUCCACUACUACAUCUGACGACUCUUAAGCCCUUCCAGUGGAGCCUGCCUCUAGUUCUUUCCAGCGUGGUUCAUGUCCUAGCCAUCGCACUCUGCAGUUCCCAUAAUGCUUUACAUCUGGUGUCUCUCUUAGUUUAAAGAAUUUGUGUUAUUGUGUGUUGUUGUUUUGCCAUUUUUCAAACAUGACAGUGGAAUGGCCUGGCCAGCUAUUAGUUUGG